Eurypyga helias (sunbittern) is the source of this 1114-nucleotide messenger RNA. It is a transcript of the gene PUM3, whose product is annotated as KIAA0020 ortholog. The annotation marks the transcript as partial. Gene Ontology annotation, cellular component: nucleolus. The record is from RefSeq and is a predicted model, not a curated record. NCBI's taxonomy places the organism in Eukaryota, Metazoa, Chordata, Aves, Eurypygiformes, Eurypygidae. Gene Ontology annotation, molecular function: mRNA binding. Gene Ontology annotation, biological process: regulation of translation. The transcript is spliced from 9 exons.
AGAGGCUGUGAUAAAGCACUCACUGGUACAUAAAGUAUUCUUGGACUUUUUCACUUAUGCUAUUCCGAAACAAAGAUCUGAAAUGAUAGAAGCUAUCAGAGAGGCUGUCAUUUACCUGGCACACACUCACGAUGGUGCCCGAGUAGCGAUGCACUGCUUAUGGCAUGGUACUCCCAAGGACAGAAAAGUCAUUGUGAAAACUAUGAAGACAUAUAUUGAAAAAAUAACAAUGGGUGAAUUUUCUCAUCUGGUCUUGCUGGCAGCAUUUGACUGUAUUGAUGACACUAAACUUGUGAAACAGUUAAUUAUAUCUGAAAUAAAAGCUUCUUUGCCCAAUAUAAUAAACAACAAAUAUGGAAAGAAGGUCUUGUUAUACUUGCUAAGCCCUAGAGACCCUGCACAUUUUGUUCCAGAAAUCAUCACACUUCUGCAACAGGGAGAUGGAAAUGCCUAUAGUAAGAAGAAUACUGAACUCCGCCGCCGUGAACUCCUAGAAGCCAUUUCCUCACCUUUGCUAGAAUAUUUGCAAGAACAUACUCAAGAAGUCGUGACAGACAAAGCUACCUUUGUCUUGGUUGCUGACAUCUUAAGAACAGCCCUUGGUGACAUCCAGCCUGCACUAGAUGCAAUUGCUAGUUUGGCAGCAGAAGAGCUGAUUCCAGGUGGCCGUGAUGGGCAGCUUCACAUUGCAGAGCAUCCAGCUGGCCAUCUAGUUUUGAAAUGGUUAAUAGGCCAAGAUGAAAAAAUGAGAGAGAGUGGAAAAGAAGUUUGUUUUGGAAGAACCUUGGUGGAAUGUGUUGGUAUUGAGAAUAUGAAGACCUGGGCAGAAGUAAACCGAGGUGCCAUUGUUCUUUGUUGCCUUCUCCGGAGCACCGAUGAAAAAGUGUCAAAUACAGUCAAAAAAGGACUGAAAAAGCUUGUCCCAAAGUUGAAGCUGACUAAAAAUGUAAAAGGAAUAGAAGCAUUACUGGAGAAAUUGACUUCCUAGUGUAAAUGAAGCUCAAAAGACAAUUUACAUCAAUGCAACCAGCUGAGUAUGGUUGGUAAGAUUUUGCACCAUGGUUGUUUUAAGAAGCAGUCUAUGCAUUUGUAAAUUAAAUCAUUUCUAAAACAA